Oryzias melastigma (Indian medaka) is the source of this 445-nucleotide messenger RNA. It is a transcript of the gene defbl2, whose product is annotated as defensin, beta-like 2. The annotation marks the transcript as partial. NCBI's taxonomy places the organism in Eukaryota, Metazoa, Chordata, Actinopteri, Beloniformes, Adrianichthyidae. The transcript has 3 exons. The record is from RefSeq and is a predicted model, not a curated record.
UCACUAGGGGGCGUGCUGUACAUGUUCAUACCUAGCUAAUUGUUUUCUAACAAUCCUUCCCUGCAUCACCAGGACGUGGAGAUGCAGUACUGGACGUGUGGGUACAGAGGACUCUGCAGGCGGUUCUGUUAUGCCCAGGAGUACAUCACUGGGCAUCAUGGUUGCCCUCGAAGAUACAGGUGCUGUGCCAUACGGUCCUAACACUGUACCUGCAAGAAGGAAGACCUUGAUGUCUGACAGACUCGGUUGGUCUUCUGGAUGAAUCCUUUUGACAGUUUUACUUUAGCGCUGCUACUAUAGUGAGUGAUUUGAAGUGGACUUCAGGUAGUUAGACAAACGUAUUGAGAGUGGAACUUUCGUCAACUCUCUGAAAUGCCGUGCUGCUAAUAAACACAUGAAAGUGAAAUGUCUCAUUGGUUACGCUUAUUCUCUAAAGGUGUGCGUC